CCUUCCUUGGAUUAGCAGUAUCACAGUCACCGACCUGCCGUUCCCUCCCUUUCUUGCCAGGAUGUGACACAGGCUUCGGGAAGGCUGCAGCGCGGCGUCUGGACGCCCAGGGUUUUGAGGUGUUUGCUACGGUGUUGGAUCUGUGUGGUGAGGGAGCCAGGGAGCUCCAGAAGACCUGCUCCCCUCGUCUCACCCUGCUACAGGUGGACAUCACCCAGCCACAGCAGGUCCAACAGGCUCUUCUAGACACCAAGGCCAAACUGGGCCUCAGAGGCCUGUGGGGUUUGGUGAAUAAUGCAGGAGUAUGUGUUAACUUCGGGGAUGCAGAGUUGUCUCUGAUGUCUAACUACCGUGGCUGUAUGGAGGUGAACUUCUUUGGGACUCUGAACGUCACCAAGACAUUCCUGCCUCUGCUGCGUCAGGCCAAGGGACGCAUCGUCACAAUCUCCAGCCCUGCAGGAGAGCAGCCGUUCCCCUGUCUAGCAGCGUACGGAGCCUCCAAGGCAGCUCUCAACCUGUUCAUCAACACACUGCGCCACGAAAUGGAACCCUGGGGGGUCAAAGUGUCCACCAUACUGCCAUCCUCAUACAAGACAGGUCAGUCCGGUAACCAGGAGUACUGGGAGAGUCAGUACAAGAGCCUGAUCCACAACCUGUCCGCAGGCCUGCUGGAGGAGUACGGGGAAGACUACACGCACGAGACCAAGGAGCUCUUCCAACAUUUUGCCCAGUCGGCUAACGAGGACCUGUCACCAGUCAUCAACACCAUCAGCGAGGCACUGCUCUCCCCCCGGCCCUUGGUCCGAUACUACGCUGGGCCCGGCGUGGGCCUCAUGUACUUCGUUUAUAGUUAUUUCCCUCUGAGACUCUCAGACAAGUUCCUCCAGAGACUAUUUGUCCAGAAGAAGAUCAUCCCACGAGCGCUGAGGAAAGAGAACAACAACAACAACAACAACAUCAACAGCAACAACAACGUGGAGAAGAUAAAGAAGUAAAAUAAUGAGAUGUGUGUUUGUUUUUUAAGGUUAAAAGUGGAAGCUGUAGGACCCACUUACGUCAGGUAAAACCCGCUCAUCGUGUUGUUGUCUAUUUUGGUUUGAAUAUUGUGGUUUUUGCGUUGGUGUUCAUAUUGAAGGGCUCAUUAUAUUGGUGUUCACAUUGAAGGGCUCAUUAUAUUGGUGUUCACAUUGAAGGGCUCAUUAUAUUGGUGUUCAUAUUGAAGGGCUCAUUAUAUUGGUGUUCAUAUUGAAGGGCUCAUUAUAUUGGUGUUCAUAUUGAAGGGCUCAUUAUAUUGGUGUUCAUAUUGAAGGGCUCAUUAUAUUGGUGUUCAUAUUGAAGGGCUCAUUAUAUUGGUGUUCAUAUUGAAGGGCUCAUUAUAUUGGUGUUCAUAUUGAAGGGGUCAUUGAAGAUGAGUAUUUGAGUGGCUUUCCCUCCCGGUAGACGGCAGACACCAACAUAGCUGGCACACAGAGACAAAUAUUUAGAGAGUUUGUCCCAACUUUUAGAACGGACGACAUGUUAGCACCUUAAUAUGCUGUAUGGUUUUGCUGGCACCAACACGGCUGGCACCAACACGGCUGGCACCAACACGAUGGCACCAACACGAUGGCACCAACUCGGUGGCACCAACACAAUGACACCAACACGGCUGGCACCAUCACGAUGGCACCAACACGGCUAGCACCAACACGGCUGGCA
This is a messenger RNA of Oncorhynchus kisutch (coho salmon), 1698 nucleotides long. RefSeq names its product corticosteroid 11-beta-dehydrogenase isozyme 2-like. Gene Ontology annotation, biological process: glucocorticoid metabolic process. Lineage: Eukaryota; Metazoa; Chordata; Actinopteri; Salmoniformes; Salmonidae. Bases 339 to 995 code for a protein of 218 amino acids. Gene Ontology annotation, molecular function: 11-beta-hydroxysteroid dehydrogenase (NAD+) activity. The record is from RefSeq and is a predicted model, not a curated record. The transcript is spliced from 4 exons. Gene Ontology annotation, cellular component: intracellular membrane-bounded organelle.